Messenger RNA from Dreissena polymorpha, 2243 nucleotides. RefSeq names its product ATP-binding cassette sub-family E member 1-like. Gene Ontology annotation, biological process: translational initiation; translational termination; ribosomal subunit export from nucleus. Lineage: Eukaryota; Metazoa; Mollusca; Bivalvia; Myida; Dreissenidae. Gene Ontology annotation, molecular function: ribosomal small subunit binding; ATP binding; iron ion binding. The transcript is spliced from 17 exons. Bases 141 to 2003 code for a protein of 620 amino acids. The record is from RefSeq and is a predicted model, not a curated record.
GCCGCCGAAAUUUCUGUUCGGAGUAAUUUUUAUGUACUCACCGCAAACACAUGCCCACGGAAGCGGCCAUAUUCGCAACGUUACCGGCUGAUUUUGUUUCUUGUUGUCUAAAAGAACGUUCGAUUAAAAAAUAAAUUAAGAUGUCUCGGAGGAAACCUAUGGUGGAGCCAGAAAAAGAAUCGUUAACAAGGAUAGCCAUUGUUAGCAAUGACAAAUGUAAACCUAAGAAAUGUCGGCAAGAAUGCAAGAAGUUCUGUCCAGUUGUGCGCAUGGGAAAGCUUUGUAUUGAAGUGUGUGCAACUGACAAGAUUGCAUAUAUAUCAGAAGACUUAUGCAUUGGUUGUGGUAUAUGUUCAAAGAAAUGUCCUUUUGAGGCGAUAAGCAUCAUCAAUUUGCCGAGUAACUUGGCAAAAGAUACAACACAUAGAUACAGCGCCAACAGCUUUAAGUUGCAUAGACUGCCCACCCCUCGUCCUGGUGAAGUGCUUGGACUGGUUGGCACCAAUGGAAUUGGGAAGUCAACUGCACUGAAGAUCCUGGCUGGCAAACAGAAACCAAACCUAGGCAGGUUCAAUGACCCUCCAGACUGGACUGAGAUUUUGACGUAUUUCCGAGGCUCUGAGCUACAGAACUUCUUCACAAAGAUUCUAGAGGAUGACUUGAAGGCAAUCAUCAAACCUCAGUAUGUCGACCAAAUACCACGUGCUGUCAAGGGCUCAGUACAGCAGCUGCUUGACAAGAAGGAUGAGCUCAAGAACCAGGAUGAUGUCUGCACACAGCUCGACUUGAUGCAUGUGAAAGGUCGUGAUGUGGAGGAAUUAUCUGGUGGAGAGCUGCAGAGGUUUGCCUGCGCCAUGGUAUGCAUACAGAAGGCGGAUAUCUUCAUGUUUGACGAGCCUUCAAGCUACCUCGAUGUGAAACAGCGUCUGAAUGCUGCCAUUGCUAUACGCAACCUGAUUGCGGCGGAUAAGUACAUCAUUGUAGUUGAGCACGAUCUCUCUGUGCUGGACUACCUCUCAGACUUCAUCUGCUGUCUGUAUGGGGUGCCGGGAGCCUAUGGAGUUGUCACUAUGCCCUUUGGAGUCAGGGAAGGCAUCAACAUUUUUUUGGAUGGGUUUGUGCCAACAGAGAACCUGCGUUUCCGCGAAGUUUCUCUCACCUUCAAAGUAUCUGAGACGGCAUUGGAGGAAGAGAUAGAGAGGAUGUGUAGAUAUGAGUACCCCCUCAUGACCAAAAACCUAGUUGAGGUCAAACGUUCUGAUCACCAAAAACCAAGUUCAUUCAGUUUGACAGUGAAGCCAGGCCAGUUCACAGACUCUGAGAUUAUUGUCAUGCUGGGAGAGAACGGCACUGGAAAGACGACCUUCAUUCGUAUGUUGGCUGGAAAACUGGCCCCUGACUCGGGAGGUCAAUGCCCUAUCCUUAACGUGAGCUACAAGCCUCAGAAGAUCAGCCCCAAGUCUGAGGGCACUGUGCGACAGCUGCUACAUGACAGGAUCAGAGACGCCUAUGUCCACCCACAGUUCGUGGCUGACGUGAUGAGGCCCAUGUUGAUCGACAACAUCAUCGACCAGGAGGUACAAAACCUGUCUGGAGGAGAGCUGCAGCGUGUGGCGCUGACCCUGUGCCUUGGCAAGCCUGCUGACGUGUACCUGAUAGAUGAACCCUCCGCAUAUCUGGACUCAGAACAGCGUCUCCAUGCUGCAAAGGUCAUCAAGAGGUUCAUUCUUCAUGCCAAGAAGACAGCCUUCGUAGUGGAGCACGAUUUCAUCAUGGCCACCUACCUGGCAGACAGAGUGGUUGUGUUUGAAGGAUCACCUGGUGUCAACUCUACAGCCAACUCGCCCAUGACGCUGCUUCAUGGCAUGAACAUGUUCUUGGAGUCCUUGGACAUCACAUUCCGCCGUGAUCCUAAUAACUACAGACCACGCAUCAACAAGCUCAACUCUGUCAAGGAUACUGAGCAGAAAAAAAGUGGGAACUUUUUCUUCCUCGAAGACUAAGGCACCCCACGGGUGCCAUCAAAACCACUUGCUUUGGGGCCCAGCCUGCAGUAUGGGUUAGAGUGCUAUGUCAAGGUCAUUUUAACAAUCUCAAACAGGGCAAAGAAAUUCUUGGUUGUUUUUAACACUUCUAAACUGAAUACAAUCCAAACUAUACAUAGAGAAGACUAUUUGGAGAUUGUUAUGAAGGUAUACAAGAAGAAUCACAUGCAUCAAUAUACGGAUGACUACAUGAAUAAC